AUGGUUUCUCGUACCGUGUUGGCCGGAGUUUUGGCUGUGCUUUCUUCUCGAACUGUCAUCGCCGGACCAUGCCGUGUGGUCUCUUCCAUCGAAGCUUCAUACUCGACAACCCUCGUUGUGUCUGCUUCCACUGAGGGCCAGUCCACUGAGACACUGGAGACUUCUUUUACUGUUCCUACGACCGAUGUCGUAACUUCUACCGUCAUUGAGGAGGCUACUACGACCGCUGCCGAUGACUUGACAACCACUACCACUGUGGCCUACGCAGUCCCCACUACCUUCAAACUGCGUGCUUAUGGCAGCGUUGCUGAUGGCUUGGCACUCAAGUCAGAGGGCAACCCAAGUGGUUGGUUAGCGUUUGGUGAACUCCCGAAUACUUUCGAAGAAGUCAUAUUCAGCUUCUACGAGGAUACAGGCCGUAUCCAGUAUGACUCCAAAGAUGUCUGUGUUUACUACGACGACGAUGGUUUGGCCGCCCAAGUCAAAACGUGCACUUCUGUACUGUCUGGCAGACAAGACCCCCUUACCUGCGAGAAUCCCACUAGCAACCAGCUCAAGUGCGUGAUCCCAGGGAAGACGUGUUCCAACCCUCCAUCUUUGCCCAUAGCCUUAUGCACUCCCACCGGUGACGAAUGGGCUCAAUUUUUUGUGAGACCGUACAUCAGCGGCUCAUUCUUGUUUUAUCUGGGCAAUGGGAACGCGAUGGCUGACGAACUCGAGGAUAUGGAUUUGCGGCCUGUUGAUAUUCAACUGAGUGGGAAGAUGUAG
This is a messenger RNA of Fusarium venenatum, 768 nucleotides long. The record is from RefSeq and is a predicted model, not a curated record. NCBI's taxonomy places the organism in Eukaryota, Fungi, Ascomycota, Sordariomycetes, Hypocreales, Nectriaceae.